CUCUAAACCACCUGCGCCCAGAGAGAGGGUUGGUGGGAUUCUAGAUGCUUCGCACCAGAGGCCGGCCUGUGCCUGUUGUAGCUAAUUACCCUCGCCCGUGGCCCGGACGUCGUUACCGCUCCCUGACCUCGCCUCGGAGCCGCUGACCAAAAAAAAGUAAUCCCACCAGCCUUUGGCUCAAGCCAGGCUCCCCCUUCCUCCCUCCUCAUCCUCGUCCUCCCCUCCGCAGCAGCAGCACGAGGGCCCCGCGAAUGUGCGCCAGUCCCUGUGGCUUCGCUCUCUGGCGCGUCUUACUGCCCUUCACCCCUGUGCUGGCGCUGGCGCUGCUGGGCCUCGGCCUCCGCAGGACCUGCGACCUCGCCAUCCUCAGCGGUGGCACGUGGGACCUGCUGCGGGGCCUCGCCGGUGCCCAGCCCGCGGCGCCGCUGGCCCCAGCCCCAGCGCCGCUGGCAUUGGCCCCGGCCCCGGCCCCAGCCCUGGCCCUGGCGCCGCCCGCCCCGGCUCCAGCGCCGCCGGCCCAGGCCCCAGCGCCGGCGGCCCAGGCCCCAGCCCCGGCGCUGCCAGCCCAAGCUGCGGCUCCUGCGCCGCCGGCCCCAGCGCCGCCGGCCCCGGCCCCAGCGCUGCUGGCCCCUGCGCCGCCAGCCCCAGCGCCAGCGCCGGCGCCGGCGCAGGCCCAUACGGGAAACGACUCGCGGGCGGAGGUGCGUCCGAGGCCGCAGACAUCCGAAGGGCAGCCGGGGCAAGCCUCCUGGAACCUCUCGGUUGCCGUUUGCUUCAACGGGCUACAGCGGCAUCUGUUGUCGUGGCCCGUGAGGUAUCAUUAUGUCAAGCACGUGGAAGAGCCUCUGCAGCGUUACGGCUUCAAGGUGGACCGGUAUCUGAGCGUAGUGAAGCCUUUUGCGCCCCUGAGCGUCAUAUCUGCCACGUACAACGCGACAGCUUUGAGGGAGGUCCCCGAGGAAAAGUUCUAUAAAAGCUGCAACAGCAAGACACAUAUUGUUGAUCGCCAGGAGCUUCUUCAGUACGUGAGCGUGCGCGACUGUUACGAGCAGAUCGAGGCCGUCGAGUCAGCCGCCAAUGCGAGGUACACUUGGAUAUACCGGAUGCGUACAGACAUGGUGCACUUAGCUGACAUUCCUUUGCAUCCUGGUCUAUCGCAACAAUUCGCUUACGUGUCUCACGGAGGCAUGUCAAGAGAUCAUGGGUGGCAGUGCAUGAACGAUCACAUUUUCCUCUGUCCACGCCGCCUGUGCAGGCCGUAUUUUUUUGUCAUAGAGCUUUGGGACAAUCAGUUCUCUUGUGGGUCAAGUCGGCCGAAGCAAGACCUUUUGCCCGAAGGGUGGGAUGGUCCUCCGUCGGAGCCGUUUGUUUUGCCGAAGAAGCCUAAUUCGAUGCAGCAGUGGUAUUUUUUUCGCAGAUAUACGCGUUCGACGCAGGGCCGGCCUUGCAACAGCACCCAGACAGACGCGGAGUGCUGCGGGCUCCUCCGCGAGUUGGAGUGGUGGUAUGUCCUGGCACGCAACAAGAGCGGAAAGGUCUUGUCCGUGGACUGCCACUACGGGAUCCGGGAACGGCACGGGACCGGAUGCCCCGAGAGGUGCCAGGAGACGUUGAAGCAGUGCAAGGACGUGUCGCGGGAGUUCGAGAGGCUCUGCACCGCGGAGCCCGGGCAUGCGGACUGCGCGUGGGUCUGGCAGGGCUGGAGCCCUCCUGGCACGACGACGGCGAGCCUCCCCGCGGCCCCGGGCUCCAGGAAGCCUUCCAAAACCUUGCCCAGCCCCUAGGGGCCCGAGGCAGCCCGAGAGGGCACCCGCAGGGGUCCAAGAUGGGCCAGGAAGAGCCCGACAUGGGCUAGGCGCCCCUCCCCCCCGCCCGGUUUCACUCUCGAAGCUUUUUGGCCCACUGGCCGUCGCGGUGCUUCGGACAUGGGCCGAAGGGCUGAAUAGAGCAAACAGCAGUCUUGGAGUCCAGGCAGGGUCCCAACUCCCACCUGCGAGGCACGAGAAGUCUUUCUGGAAAUGGGGGGAGGAGGGGAGAGGGGGCGCAACUGCGGCAUGCAGAAUCAUUCCACGUGCUGGAAGAGCAGAUAUUGUGCAUGCAUGGGAUGUUGCUUAUGUGGUCACUCUGUCUCUCACCCUCCCUCCCCAUGCCUGCGCGCUCUCACUCAUGUACAUAUAACGGGGGACCGGGUCCGGGGGCCCGGGGCUGGAGCCACGACCACAAAUGUGGGGCCCGGCGCGCCGGGAGCCCUGCUGGAGCGCCGGGGACCGUCCAAGAUCGCCCGAAGAUGGCUUCGGAACGCUCGAAAAUGCGCUCCGAUGGCUGCAUAUGCCUUUCAAGGCGACUCCCAUGACGCUAAGAAGGCCCCCGAAGGCCCUGAAGACGCCUCAAGAGGCAUCCC
Molecule: messenger RNA, 2401 nt
Organism: Prorocentrum cordatum
Lineage: Eukaryota; Dinophyceae; Prorocentrales; Prorocentraceae
Source: the annotation of a GenBank genome assembly